UUGACCGGCUUAUUCCAGUAGCAGGCCGGGAGCAGAUGCAGAACUUCUCCCACCUGUUCAGCAACCACUCCCGCAAGAAUUUCAACGAUGGCCACCUGUGGUUCUCCAUCAUCGCCCGUCCUCCAGGGAGUCGAUUCACCCGGUUCCAGAGGGCUGCAUGCUGUCUGAUGUUCCUUUGGUUGGAGAUGCUUGUGAACAUCAUGUUUUACAAGGUUACCCCACCUCCUGCUGCCACCAGCCCCAUUGAAAUAGGCCCAUUGAGUCUCUCUCCUGCUCAGAUAAGCAUUGGAAUCCAAGCCAACCUCAUAGUUUUCCCAGUAUCUCUUCUUGUCGUCCAAUUCUUCCGGAAAUCCCGUCCCAGAAAGAUGAGAGAGUCUCGCAUCAAGCUAGCUGCAUUGGUCAACAAGCCUGUUCGGAAACUGAAGCGCCGACCUCGCAAGACAGCACCAGCGGAUUACUCCAAGUUGGAAGACUUUGCAUCACCGAGCAGAAUCGUCCUUGAGGAAAGCAGUAAGCCGGCGAUGAUGAUGAACCCAACAGCAGGUACUAGGGCUGAACCUAGUCUGGUCGUCCCACCCAUCCCCGGUACCUACGACGAGAGUGUGGCCCAAGGCGGUAGAGGCGCGGGUUACUUUGGUGGGGAUUCAUCCCCGACUCCGCAAGGGACAGGAGAUGCAACAGUCUUGAUCCAACCGGAAAAACCGAAACGACGCAAGAAGUUUUCUUUUCCUUGGUGGUUUGUCAUUAUUGCUUGGAUUGUGUUAAUCUUAACUCUGGCGGCAGCUACCACCUUUACAGUGUUCUAUGGCAUCCAGUUCGGCAAUAAGGAAGCUAGUGAAUGGCUCUGCUCAAUUGUUGUUUCCUUUGUCUUUGGAAUCUUCCUCACACAACCCAUUAAGAUUCUUCUGGUUGCGACCUUCAUUGCCUGUAUUAUCAAAAGCCCUAAUGCCGAUGAGGAUACCGAGAUGGAAGAGGAUGAAGAGGAAUUUGAUCUCAGACCUGAUGAAGAGUACCUCCACACAGUCUCUGGUACUGUGUCAAGAAAGAAGCGUAAACUGCCCUACAAGCCACCUGAUCCAGAGGCGUUGGAAAGAGCCAGAGAACAACGUCUCAAGGAGAUUAAGAUGUAUUCCAUCUUCAGGGAGAUCUUCUUCUACGUGGUGUAUCUGUGGGUGGUUCUUGUCAUCAGCUAUGGCAAUUCUGAUCCUUCAGCUUACCGAAUGCAAGAAGACUUCUUCAACGAGCUUGUAAUUGGUCCUGAUUCAGUUCAUUCCUUUACCAAGAUCAACAGUCAUACAUCUUUCUGGGCCUACCUUCACACCACCCUUGUACCGACAAUAUUCCCCCUAACCUGGUAUAAUGGUGAUCCAAGUCCAGAACUGGAAGGAUUUCUUGCAGACCAGAAUGCUUUAAUCCUCGGUUAUCCUGUACUACGACAGGUUCGCGUCAAAAGGGGAGAGUGUGAAGUGGUAUCUGAAUUCACAGACAUAGUACCGGAGUGUAAUGUUGCCUACUCCGUAACGGAUUCAGAUGAAGAAAACUAUGGGCCCGGAUGGACACCGUACAAUCCAAACAUAACAGACAGACCGCAAUAUAACUACACAGCAUGGGAUGACAUAGAAAGUUACCCAGUACUUGGUCGUCAUGCCCUCUACUCUGGAGGUGGGUAUCUUGCCAAACUUCAGGGGAAUAAGACCGACGUUGAAGCUCUCCUGGAUCAGCUGUACCAGGAGGCCUGGCUCGAUAGAUACACACGGGGAGUGUUUGUAGAGAUUGCUUUGUACAAUAGUCAGGUGGAUCUAUUUGGGGUUGUCAGUCUGUUGGCGGAGUUCCUGCCCACUGGUGGCGUAGAACCUUUCUAUCGUAUCGAUAUAAUUCGUCUUUACACCUACGCUCAAGGUUUUGGGGCUGUUCGUCUUGCUUGUGAGAUCCUCUUCCUCGGAUUUAUUGUGUUCUUUAUUGUUCGUGAAAUCAACAACCUGAGACGGGAGGGGGUUAAAAAAUACUUCAAGACCUUCUGGAACCUGGCUGAAUGGAUCAUCAUUGCUUGUGCUAUCGGAGCAACAGUUGUCUAUUUCUAUCGCAAAUAUGUCACAGCCAACCUCCUUGAGGAAUUCAAGGCAACCCAUGGGACAGAGAGGAUCAACCUUCAGUAUGUUGCCUACUGGAAUGAAUUACUUACAUACCUCUUAGGUGUUGUGGUCUUUAUCGGCAACCUGAAGUUCAUCAAACUUCUUCGCUUCAACAAACGCAUCGGGAUCCUGUCGAGCACCAUUCAAAGCUGCACAAAAGAUCUGAUCCACUUUGGUAUCAUGUUUGGAAUCUUCUUCAUCGCUUACGCACUCGCCUUUCACCAGAUGUACCUCCGCCAUCUCCUUGAUUUCUCUGACUUCAUCUUUACCAUGGAAACACUUUCUGCUGCCAUGUUAGGCAAAUUCCACUAUGCUGGUAUUGCUGAAACAAAUCGGAUCCUUGGCCCCAUCUUCUUCUUUUUCUUCAUGAUCACCAUCACGUUCAUACUUGUCAACAUGUUCCUGACCAUCGUAAUUGAGGCGUUCUCUUCAGUGAAACGAGACAUCACCCGCCAGUCCAACGACUAUGAGAUGGUCGACUUCAUGAUCGGUCAGCUAAAGAAAUGGGUGGGAUGGAACAACAAGACCAAGCCAGAAGACAAGAAGACCAACCCUGUGACAGAGAUGGACAACCAUGAUCCUAUGACAGAGUUCCCUGACAAGGUUGACCAACUCCUUGACUGCAUUGCCAAGGUUUACUUCGAUGCCUCCCAAUUUGAAGACGUCAUCCGCGGGAUGGGUGGGUCAAAGGGGGAGAAUACCAACACCACCAAGAAACGACCAGUUAAAAUUGCUUUGACAGGAUAAUUUGUACGCACAGCUGUUGUUUUAAAAAAAAUGCCAAAUUAAUUAAAUGAAUGAUAUAAAAUUCAACUUUAAUUCAAACUGCAUAUUGUGACAAAUCAUGUACAAAAAUUUUGUACAAAGUAAACAAUGAAAAAUAUUGGUGGACUAUCUUUCUCAUACUUAUGACCGACAUUUAAGUACAAGAUAUCAACCAUGAUUCAGAAGUAGAAAUAUUCACUCACACAAAAUAUAUAAAUAAUCGAUCAUCACUCUUAAUUGCUCCCGUCCUCUGUACAUAAAUGCUCUGCUGAGUGCAAUGCCCGUAAAUGCCAUCCAUAUGUACAAAUGGUAUUGUUUAUUAUUGUGAUUCCUAAUAGAUUAAUUUUGCUGUGAAUUAAUAAUUUAGUGAAGG
Molecule: messenger RNA, 3270 nt
Organism: Lytechinus variegatus (green sea urchin)
Lineage: Eukaryota; Metazoa; Echinodermata; Echinoidea; Temnopleuroida; Toxopneustidae
Product: polycystic kidney disease protein 1-like 2
Exons: 8
Coding region: 36-2879 (947 amino acids)
Biological process (GO): detection of mechanical stimulus
Cellular component (GO): membrane
Molecular function (GO): calcium ion binding; calcium channel activity
Source: RefSeq, a predicted model, not a curated record